Messenger RNA from Pteropus alecto (black flying fox), 3488 nucleotides. It is a transcript of the gene CHUK, whose product is annotated as conserved helix-loop-helix ubiquitous kinase. Lineage: Eukaryota; Metazoa; Chordata; Mammalia; Chiroptera; Pteropodidae. Gene Ontology annotation, biological process: tumor necrosis factor-mediated signaling pathway; positive regulation of transcription by RNA polymerase II; peptidyl-serine phosphorylation. The transcript is spliced from 22 exons. Gene Ontology annotation, cellular component: IkappaB kinase complex; cytoplasm. The record is from RefSeq and is a predicted model, not a curated record. Gene Ontology annotation, molecular function: ATP binding; IkappaB kinase activity. The coding region runs from base 81 to 2330 and encodes 749 amino acids.
AGAAGGACGCGCGAGCCUCGGCGGCCCGGAACCGGCCUCAGUACCGUGGUGGAACCUGAGGCCGCUUGCCCUCCCGCCCCAUGGAGCGGCCCCCGGGGCUGCGGCCGGGCGCGGGCGGGCCCUGGGAGAUGCGGGAGCGGCUGGGCACUGGCGGCUUCGGGAACGUAUGCCUGUACCAGCAUCGGGAACUUGAUCUCAAAAUAGCAAUUAAGUCUUGUCGCCUAGAGCUAAGUACCAAAAAUAGAGAACGAUGGUGCCAUGAAAUCCAGAUCAUGAAAAAGUUGAACCACUCCAAUGUUGUAAAGGCCUGUGAUGUUCCUGAGGAAUUGAAUUUUUUGAUUAAUGAUGUACCUCUUCUAGCAAUGGAAUAUUGUUCUGGAGGAGAUCUUCGGAAGCUACUCAAUAAACCAGAAAAUUGCUGUGGACUUAAAGAAAGCCAGAUACUUUCUUUACUGAACGAUAUAGGGUCUGGGAUCCGAUAUUUGCAUGAAAACAAAAUAAUACAUCGUGAUCUAAAACCUGAAAACAUAGUUCUUCAGGAUGUCGGUGGAAAGAUUAUACAUAAAAUAAUUGAUCUGGGAUAUGCCAAGGACGUCGAUCAAGGAAGUCUGUGUACGUCUUUUGUGGGAACAUUGCAAUAUCUGGCCCCAGAGCUCUUUGAAAAUAAGCCUUACACAGCCACUGUUGAUUAUUGGAGCUUUGGGACCAUGGUGUUUGAAUGUAUUGCUGGCUAUAGGCCUUUUUUGCAUCAUAUGCAGCCAUUUACCUGGCAUGAGAAGAUUAAGAAGAAGGAUCCAAAGUGUAUAUUUGCAUGUGAAGAGAUGACAGGAGAAGUUCGGUUUAGUAGUCAUUUACCUCAACCAAAUAGCCUGUGUAGUUUAAUAGUAGAACCCAUGGAAAACUGGCUACAGUUGAUGCUGAAUUGGGAUCCUCAGCAGAGAGGAGGACCUGUUGAUCUUACUUCAAAGCAGCCAAGAUGUUUUGUAUUAAUGGAUCACAUUCUGAAUUUGAAGAUAGUACACAUCCUAAAUAUGACUUCUGCAAAGAUAAUUUCUUUUCUGUUACCACCUGAUGAAAGUCUUCAUUCACUGCAGUCUCGUAUUGAGCAUGAAACUGGAAUAAACACUGGUUCUCAAGAGCUUCUUUCAGAGACGGGAAUUUCUCUGGAUCCUCGGAAACCAGCCUCUCAAUGUGUUCUAGAUGGAGUAAGAGGCUGUGAUAGCUAUAUGGUUUAUUUGUUUGAUAAAAGUAAGACUGUAUAUGAAGGACCAUUCGCUUCCAGAAGUUUAUCUGACUGUGUAAAUUAUAUUGUACAGGAUAGCAAAAUACAGCUUCCAAUUAUACAGCUGCGUAAAGUAUGGGCUGAAGCAGUGCACUAUGUAUCUGGGCUAAAAGAAGACUACAGCAGGCUCUUUCAGGGACAAAGAGCAGCAAUGUUAAGUCUUCUUAGAUAUAAUACUAACUUGACAAAAAUGAAGAACACUCUGAUCUCAGCAUCUCAGCAACUGAAAGCUAAACUGGAGUUUUUUCACAAAAGCAUUCAGCUUGACUUGGAAAGAUACAGUGAGCAGAUGACUUAUGGGAUAUCCUCAGAAAAAAUGUUAAAAGCAUGGAAAGAAAUGGAAGAAAAGGCUAUCCAUUAUGCUGAGGUGGGUGUCAUUGGAUACCUGGAGGAUCAGAUCAUGUCUCUGCACACUGAAAUCAUGGAGCUUCAGAAGAGCCCCUAUGGAAGACGUCAGGGAGACUCGAUGGAAUCUCUGGAACAACGUGCCAUCAAUCUAUAUAAGCAGUUAAAGCAUAGACCUUCAGAUCACUCCUACAGCGAUAGCACAGAGAUGGUGAAGAUCAUUGUGCAUACUGUGCAGAGUCAGGACCGAGUUCUCAAGGAGCUGUUUGGUCAUCUGAGCAAGUUGUUGGGCUGUAAGCAGAAGAUUAUCGAUCUACUGCCCAUGGUGGAAAUGGCCCUCAGUAACAUCAAGGAAGCUGAUGAUUUGCUGUUAUUCCCUGUGAAAGGGGUUUUUAUCAGCAUGAUCUGGGUCCUCCUGAAGACCUGUAUAUUUUGUACACAGAGUUCAGCCCGGUCCCUUGUAGGAUCCAGUCUAGAAGGUGCAGUGACUACCCCUCAGGCAUCAGCAUGGCUGCCCCCAACUUCAGCAGAACGUGAAAAUCCUCUGUCAUGCGUGGUAACUCCUCAAGAUGGAGAGACUUUGGCACAAAUGAUAGAAGAAAAUUUGAACUGUCUUGGCCAUUUAAGCACUAUUAUUCAUGAAGCAAAUGAAGAACAGAACAGUGGAAUGAUGAAUCUCGAUUGGAGUUGGUUAACAGAAUGACUUGGCACUUAUUCACUGUCCCCAAACGAUCUAUGGAAGUUGCUUCCAUAUUGGAAAUAUAUUUUCUCCCAUGAAACCAUUCUUCAGAUACCAUUCAGUGGAAGAAAUGGCUGUGAUCAAAAACUACGCAUGAUUUUACAAGAGAAAUGUUUUGACUUUGGGUAAUUUUAACCUCUGUAACAGAUAGAGUUUUAUCUCAGUGGACUUGUUUAAAUACUAUAGCUACUUAGGAGCACCACCGCAAUCCAAAACUUAAAACUUGCUAAAACAUUACUUAUUUAACUGACUAAAAAUACCUUUUAAAAUUUAACUUUUGGGCAUAAGACCAAAAGUUAUACAGAGAAGAAACCUCAGCUAACAUGUGUUCUAAGUAAAAGUUGUCUACCUGUUUCUGUGGAAGAGACUGCUUACAAGUAAAAUUGUACUUUUUGAAGAAUAAGCCCUACCUCCUUGUGUUGCACUCAGCAGUGCUCUUCCUGGCAUCAUAAGGAGUUGAGUCAGCCCAUUUUCAAUUUUACUUACAUUUGACAGUAUCCCUUUCCUACAGAAGGGAUUGUGCAUCUGUGCCUUAAAUACCAAUCGAUUGUCAUAAAUCGUAAGUGUGCUAUGUGUAUAUGUAUUUAAGAUGUACAUUUAGUAAUAUCGAAGAGAAGAUGCCUGUUAAUUUAUAAUGUAUUGAAAGCUUAUGUUUUUUCAUUUGUAAAAAUGGGUCAUUUGUUUCAGGAACCUUUCAUGUCUUAUCAUAAAGAUUUAUAAAGGUCUGCACACCUGAAUCUGUAAUUCCAAAAAGCUCUGAAAACAAGGUUUUUCAUAAGUUUGGUGACAAAACUCAUUUGCUUGCAAGUCUAACCUGAACUGACAUUUGUUAUCCCAUUUAGUGUGAAUAUUCGUUUAUUUUGCUGCAGAAAUAUUUGGUGGAGAGGGUGCUGCCACAGACUGUUGGGGUUUUCUGUAGUAUAGUAUAUGCACUGACUUGUCUUUCUAAAACCUGAAAAUUUCAUAAUUCUGAAACAUCUGGCCCUAAUAAUUUCAGAUAAAGGAUGUGGAUCUAUAUCACCUGUUUAAGUAAUUUAGAAAAUAUUGCUUUUUAAAAAAAUGUGAAAUGCUUUUGUAUUAUAGACAGUUUUUCACUUUGUGUAUUAAAUGAUUUUUAAAUUA